GCCAACCGAUGGACAACGAGCAGGCCAUGCUGAACGACACAGCGAGUGGACUGCGCUACUGCUGACUGUCACAGGCCUAUUUCAAGGGGGCUCGCGGCGUCCGCCAGCGACAAAGCCGGUUGAUUUUACUGAGCGGAGUACUUUAGAAGCGACUAUGGCUUCCAACGGAGGACGAGCCGACAACGGCAUCGCCUUGACGAGUAGUAACAUUGCUCUUACAGAGAAGCCUGCCAUCGCAUUCACAAAGACCAAGCGCUCGACUCUAGAGAAAUGUUUGAUGAUCGUAUCCGCCAUCUUGCUUCUGGCCGCCAUAACCUUCCUCGUCGCCUUUGUCGUAUAUUACGAGAAGACGGAAGAACUACAGAAUGUGUGCACAACAGAGGAAUGCGUAAUGGCAGCUUCCCGCCUGAGCUCGGUGAUGGACGCAUCUGUGAACCCAUGUGACAAUUUCUACGACUUCGCCUGUGGCUCGUGGAUGAAGAAGAACGUCAUCCCCGAAGACAGGUCGUCCCUCGACAUGUUUGGCGUUCUCCAGGACGAAGUUUUAGUCACGCUAAAAAAUCUGCUGGAGACUGAGAGAGAGAAUGAAAUUGAUUCAGUGAAGAAGGUGAAGGCUCUCUAUGCUUCCUGUAUCAACGAAACGCGGUUGGAAGAGAGAGGUGCCGACCCCGCGGUGCAGUUCCUUGUGACCCUGGGGGGCUGGCCAAUGAUUAACUCGUCGUGGAAGGUGGACGACUUCGACCUGGAGGGGUUACUCAUCCACCUACGGAGGUACAACAACGCCCCCAUCAUCAGCAUGAGCGUCGGCACCGACCUCAAGAACUCUUCUCGCCGAAUUCUUUACGUUGACCAGGCAGACUUUGGAAUGCUGGGACAGAAGUACUACCAGCGAGGUCGCGAUGACGUCAUGUUGUUGGCGUACGAGAAACUCAUCAUCAACAUUGCCUCAGAACUGGGUAACCACGUCGCGGACGUCGCCGCGGACGUGAAGGACAUCGUGGACUUCGAGAUAAUGUUGGCCAAUAUCUCAGUACCUGCGGAGGAGCGGCGUGACAGCGAGGACUUGUACAACAUGUACAACAUCUCUCAGCUAGCAACCAGCUACCCCAAGUUCGACUGGUUGCGGUAUUUCCAAGAACUGAUGAACAUGACGGAGGUGGAACUGGAGGUAAAAGAGGGAGAACCAGUCAUCAACAGGUCGCCGAGGUACUUCGAGAAACUAAUGGAAUUGCUUGAGACAACGUCCAACAGGACACUAGCCAACUACAUUGUAUGGCGUAUAAUGAUGAACCGAGCUCACAAUCUGAACGAGAAAUACCGCGAUUUCUUCCAGGAGUAUGACGAGGUCAUCUAUGGAACGUCGACGUCGAGGGCGCGGUUCCGUACUUGUGCAGCUUAUGUUGUCAACAACGUUGGCCGGGCUGUGGGCAGGAUGUUCGUGGAUGCCACAUUCGACGAAGCAUCCAAAACGAACGCGGACGAGAUGAUUACUAACCUGCGAGCCUCCUUCAAAUCAUUACUCGACGAACUCGACUGGAUGGAUGGUGCUACCAAGGCCGUAGCCAGAGACAAGGCAGAUGCCAUUAAUCCCAAGAUUGGCUAUCCCAAUGAUAUAUUGAACAACACACUUCUCAAUAUGCUCUAUGAAAAUAACACAUACGAUCCACUGAAGUAUUUUGAGAACGUCCUACAGAACAUUCAGCGGUCAACGAUCAAUAAUCUGAAGACACUACGACAAAGGGUGGACAGAAAUGUGUGGACCACAGCGCCGUCAACGGUCAACGCCUACUACAACUCGCUCACAAACCAGAUCAUGUUUCCUGCAGGGAUCUUACAACCACCAUUCUACAGCAAGACCUACCACAAGUCCCUGAACUACGGAGGUAUAGGUGUGGUGAUCGGCCAUGAGAUUACCCACGGUUUCGACGACAGAGGGCGCCAAUACGACAAGAACGGUAACUUAGUCCAGUGGUGGAGUGACGACGCCAUCGGCAAGUUCAAGUCCAAGUCCCAGUGUAUCAUAGACCAAUAUUCCCAGUAUUCAGUGCCAGAGGCGGACAUGAAGAUAAACGGAAUUAAUACCCAGGGUGAAAACAUUGCCGAUAAUGGCGGAGUUAAACAAAGUUACAGAGCGUACCGGAAGUGGGUAGAGGAGCAGGGCAAGGAGGAGCAAUUACUUCCGGGUCUCAAGUACAACAACAAUCAGCUGUUCUUCAUCAGCUUCGCACAGAUCUGGUGCUCUAACAUGAGGCGAGAGAACGCGAUCAACCGGAUCCUUACGGGUGUUCACAGCCCAGGUAGAUUCAGAGUUAUCGGCACUAUGCAGAACUCACAGGACUUUAGUGAUGCCUUCAGCUGUGCCCGAACGUCGUACAUGAACCCCGAGAAGAAGUGUCAUGUCUGGUAGAGUCUCAGGCUGGCUGACCGCUUCCUGGACAUACACGUGCAGGGAAAACACUUUACCUCAUGCAGGUGUUGAUGUCAGGUGUCAGUGGUUUUAACGCGCAGGUGAACGUGACAGGUGUCAUUAUUACCUUGUGGAGGUGUUAAAGACAGGUGUCAUUGUUACCACGUGGAGGUGUUAGUGACAGUUGUUGUUUUGACCUCAUGCAUGUGAUAUUGACAGGUGUCAUUGUUACCUCGAGGUGAUAGUGACAGGUGUCAUUGUUACCUCGAGGGGUUGGUGACAGGUGUUAUUGUUACCUUGUGGAGGUGUUAGUGACAGGUGUCGUUUUAACCUCAUGCAGGUGAUAUUGACAGGUGUCAUUGUUACCUCGAGGUGUUGGUGACAGGUGUUAUUGUUACCUCUUGAAUGUGUUUGUGACAGAUGUCGUUUUAACCUCAUGCAGGUGAUACUGACAGGUGUCAUAUAUACUUUGUGGAGGCGGUAGUGACAGGUGUCAUUGUGACCUCGUGGAGGUGACAGGUGUCAUGGAUUCCUCGAGCAAGUGAUAUUGGCAGGUGUCACUGUGACCACGUGUAGUGACAGUGGCAGUUGUCAUUGUUACCUUAUGCCGGUAAUGGUGACAGGUGUCACUGUUACCUUGUGCAGGGGUUACAGUGACAUAUAUCAUGUUACCUCUUGCAGAUGUUGAUGACAGGUGUUUUUGCUACGUUGUGGAGGUGUUGGUGAUAGUUGUCACUGUGAUCAUAUGCAGGUAACAGUGACAGGUGUCAUUUUCCCUCGUUGCAGGUGACAUUGACAAGUGUCAUUGUGAUCUCAUGCAACGAUAGUGACAGUUGUCAUUGUUUCCUGCAGAUUACAACUGACAGAUGUCACUACGACCUCUUACAGGUGGCAAUAAUAGGUGUCAUUGUCACCUAAUGCAGGUUUGUAAUCUAGUUUUGAUGAUUCUGUUAACAGUUGAAGUAAUCAUUGAAUAUGAAGCUUCACUGACAUUACAAUCAGAAUCAAGGUAUUCUGAUGGAAAACAGCGUGCUCGCCUUUCAAAAUGAGCUGUUUAGAUGCAUAGAACUUGAAAACAACUCUGAAAUCAAUUACCAUAAUAUACUCAUAUCUUUGGGAUGCUCACAAAAGUCAAUUAAUGCUGUGUCUAUUUAUUAAGAUAAUUACUUUAUACACUGAAAGCCCACAAUAAAAGUGUUUAUAAAUAUUUAUCCAGGUGUCCAUGAAACCAGACAUAAUCAAAGGUUUCUGUGAAAGAACUAAUUGAAUGUUCUAUUUGUAAAUAGAUAAUAUGUACAUUGUUUAAUUCAAAAUGUACAAAUAUGUAAAUAUCACUGAAUCUUUUAAAUUUUAUCUUCAUGAAAGAUAGUUUUCAGUUGAGUAAUUAUUUAUUCAUUCUGUGGUUGUAUCAUUGUCAUUGUUUUUACACAUAAUGUUCAUGGCGAAGUCUGGUUUUCGGCAGGUGAAAAAGAAGUCAAAGUAAACUGAGGCUCAGUAUUAUUCGUUACACUGCUAUUAUAUACAGUAUACAGUAUAGCAGUGUAACGAAUAAUACUGAGCCCAGGUCCCUCAUUCUCGAAACGUUCGUAGCCCUAAGAAUUCUUAACUUUGAUCGUAGCUAAUGUGUUAAGAUUGGGCUUAAGCAGUUCGUAGGGCUACGAACGUUUCGAGAAUAGCUAGCCAGGUUUACUUAGACCAGUGAAAAAGUCACGGAAGUCAAGUGGGCCCUGCUCACUUCAUGUGAAAUCCUAUAUAAUAUUGAAGCAAUGUGUUGAGCUUAAUAAAAAAGCUCAUAAAAGUAUUUCACUUUUUUCGAGAGGCAAAUGGAAAUGGACGGUUUACAAUGAAAUAUUGGGAGGGUAGGAAAUGUAAACUUUCCAAAUAAUGACAAGGAUUAGGGUAAGGUCAUUAAUUUCUGCACAUAAUUCGAUCAAAACACAAGGUAACCCCUUGUAACAAACGACAGGUCCCUAAUGAAUCCACAUUCAUGUUUUGACAUGGUUUUCCACAUUUGUAUGCAAACUGCAGUUUCGAAACAAAUUACUGUUUGCUUUGCUUGAAAACUCAUCUUGUUACCGCGAAUAUAUACAUGAUCAGGAGAUCCAAAUUCUUGACCAUUUCGUGCAGCAUUUUCUGAAACUAUCACACCAUUUAGAUUACUCCUCAGUGGUCGCCAACAGCUGUUAAAUAUACGUGCUAAACAGUGACUUCCGCCCUUGAACAGUAUCACUGUUAAAAUACCCGACAUGUUGCCAGUGUCAACCCCAGAGGAAUAACAGAUUUAUUUCAUUAUUUUAAAUAUACAUUGUUAUAUAAUUCUUUUUUUACUCUUCUGGCAUUUCAUUUUUGUGAAUGAUGGAAAUAUUCUUGGUGAAUCAAAAUGCCAAACAUAUGCGCUAAACCGAUAUGUUUGCUACAGGUGAAGAGCAAAUUAAGCUUAUUUUUUAAGUUGGGUUAUUGUUUUAAGACUCCCCAUAAAUAAAGCAAAUCCAACCCCAAUACACAGUGUAGCUGAACAGAUAACAUUCUGUAUAUACUCUCGAUGCAUGUAUUCGAUAUACUUCUCAUGCAAAACAGAUAUAUGUUUCCCAUGUUUAAUAAAUGUUCAUAUUUGCUGAACAAAAACACGAUUGUAUUCUCAUAUAUCAUUAAUGUUCAUGUACAAUAAACGUCUGUAUUCUCAUAUACCUUUCAUAUCCGUACGCUUGUUAAGCAAUAACAGCUAUAUUCCCAUAUACUAUCAGUGUCCAUAAACAAUAUACGGCAGUUUUCCCAUAUACCAUUAACGUCCAUAUCCUGCUUAUACUCAAGUGCUGUAUUCUCGUAUACUACAAAUGCCCAUAUCAUGAUUUAUAAUGUACAUCUGUAUCACCACAUGAUUUAUGUCCAUAUUCCGCUCAUUUAAGAAGCAUAAUAUAAAUAAAUAUAUUCCCAUAUGUUAUUAAUUUCUAUAUUUAAACAGUAAGAAAUAUUAUAAUAAUUCUCAUAUACACAUAAUGUCCACAUCUCUUUGAACUAUAAUAAUGUUUGUAUUCUCGUUGUAUCUCCGCGAAAUGAUUUUGCCAUUUCAUGCUGGUUUCAUAUUUUACUACCCACUAUCCUAGUUUCAUACUAUUAACAUAAAACUCAAGGUCACUGGAGCUUUAUGUAACACCAUUCGCAGGUUUGCGCAACAGACUGCAAGUGCAAAAUGUCAUACCUUAACCUAAGGGACGUCACUCCUGCUAGAUAACACGGACCUAACUUUCGGUCCCACACAAAUUGUUCAGACAGAUUCCCUUUUAUAGGAAUGAGACGUCGGUAUGUCCAACUGUAGUUCAGCUGUAUGAAUAACGCGUUAACUUGCCCCCCUCGUGAUCUAACCAGGGUCCCGUUCCACAAAGCGGUCUUAAGGCGAUCGAAACCUUACGAUGAUUAUAGAGCUGAGAUGACUUUGCGGGACUGGCGUCUGGCAUCGUUUCACGAAGCGUCUUAACACUAAGACUAUCGUACCUCCCAUAAAAAACACAGCCUUCGUCUCAGCACGAAGAUCGCUUUGAGAAUAUGGCUAUGCUACUUUGUAAUGACUACUUUUUAGAGAGGGACAAUAAUGAAUUCCAUAUUUAUCAAUAUAAACGAUUACAAUAUGCAUAGCUGGUAGAAAUCUGAGGGCCUGAUUUCCCAUGUAUCAUUGUUUUCUGUUUGUUAAAGGAAUAUAUUAUUCCACCUUGUACAUACUGUAUUAAUAAUGUCAGAGAAAAUACAUUUAAAUAAAGUUUUAGGACGACCUUUUUUUCAUUUUGUCAAAGUUUCAGUGAAAUAAGCCUCGUUUAUCUGGACACUGUAACUCUGUAUGUUUAGUCAGUUAAAACAUGUUUUAUUCACAAAGUGAAAAGGGUCGGGGACGAGUUCUUGCAACUUAUAUAAUUCCUCUCAACGAAUAUUUACAAUAACAAAAUUUCAGCUCUGUAUACCCACGCUUAGUUAACCGGACACAUGCUAAUCAGGACGCUUCAUCUUCGAACAGUAUCAACCAAACGAACUACGUUAUCGUGCAUUACAUAAUACAUAUGCUCCUUUUUCACUAACAUGCUUUUGAACUUCCUGUUGUAAACACGUCACAUCAAAAAGCCCUCCGAAAUUCGCCGAAAAAAAGUUACCUCUCUUUGUCGUGUCAGAACCCGAUAAUUCCAGGUUCCCCCAGUCUAAGUAAACUUAGGCUCAGUAUUAUUUGUUACACUGCUAUGCUGAGUCUAACAAACCCUAGUGGAAUAAUACUGAUCCUAAGUUUACUUAGACUGAGGUUCCCCUUGAUUGUGUUUCUUGGUUUAUAAGCGUUACAUACCAGUCAUGCUCGCAAAAUACGUCUGCAUGCUGCUUCAGUUUCCUCAAUCCCAAUCAGAUCUGUUGUUUGAAUCAAAGUAGCAUGUGAAACGGAACCUUAACAUGGCACGUGAUAAAACUGAAAACUUGAAAGUGAACGCGACUUUAAACCCACCUCACACAAUCACUUUUGAGUUUUCGAUGUAUCUUUCUAUUCUUGUUAAACAGGCAUAUUUACAUGUAUUUUCUUCAUUCGGUACGUGUUGCUAAAACUGUUUUCCAAUCAACUGGUAGUCACCAUUUGCAGUUGUUUAAUGCCUUUGUUUGAUUUGAAAUGUCUGACUGAAGAUUCACGUUACUUGAUGCAAAUGUAUCAUAAUUAUUAUUAUAAAAGAGGCUAUUUAUCAGUUGUACACGUACAUAUCAUUAUCGCAUAGUUUGUCUCGGUACAGUGAAACUUUAUUAACUCGAAGCCCAUGGGUCUGUCGAGUACAUAUUUCGACUCAAGUACAUAUCAGAUAUCACAUCUUGGCUCUUAAAUCUUUUGGUGGCUCCACAAAAUUACAUAAUCUGAAACGAUAUGUUGGAGUUCGAGUUCGAGAUAGUCUUCGAGUGAUCAUUCAAAGCUUAUUCUCCCAAUGAACCUUGCAAUCGUUUAGAGUCACUGUUUUUGUACUGCAAAUAUGUCUUAAGUGGAAUUUCUAUCACUAGUGCCGUGUGCAGAAAGGAAAUACAUUGUGACGUGUGAAGGUCACGUGUUUUCUAAGAUCUUCCAGUCUUUGGAUAACGCCCGAUGACUUCCUUUUAUGAAGUUUCACUGUAGUGUUUUGUUUGAUUAGUGUCUUUGUAUUAUCGUGUAAUUUGUUGGCGAAUUCAUUAACAUUGUACAGGGAAAUAUACCAAUGAUUGAUGAAAACGCACACGAUAUUUUAGCACAAAGAACGGACGGUCAAGGGGAGGGCCAACCAACGUCUGUACGAUUAGGACGUACUUUUUAUACUGUAUUAUCUUCAAUUCGUACAACGUACAUUACAAAUAUUAUACUAAAUAUCAUUGCAAUGUUUCUCAUCUCAAACUUCAACCAGCAUGAUUAUGGGCGGGCGAAAAAAUAUAAUGUUUUUCACGAAUUGUGUAACUUAUUUUAACAACUUUUAGAAUUAAGAUAAGUUUAUUUAAUUUAUGAUGUAGAUCGAGUUUCUUUGUAAUUUAACUUUUGAACUAUUUUAAUUACGAAUGUGCACGGUUAUUUUCUUUAUCACAUAGGGGCAUUACUUCCACAGGGAUGGUGAAAAAAUUGAUAUAAACGAUUCAUAUCGGGCGGGAGGAUGGGAAACAUGGAAAACAUAUAUGCACAGUCUAAAAGGGACGUUUUAUGUAAUGCCUCAAUACUGUUCAGGAAGUAUGUCCUCGUUUGAAGCAUAAUAUAUGUGUCAGUUCUACUGGACUUGACAUCUGCCUCACACAGGAUGGGGUGGGUUCGAUGAACGCAGCACAAGGGUUUCGAAAGUCAGGUCGCAACAAUCGCCCUUAAUCAAUCGUGCCAGGAUCCGCUUAUCGUGUAUUCGUCACGGUUAAGAUUUUUUUUCAUUUGUUAGCACCACACCAGAAAAAGAGAUAAUUUUCCAUUUUCCUUUGCUCAUGCGGAUUUUGUGCAAGGUUUUCAGUACGUUUCUUACAAGAACACAUUUCAGAGUGACAAAAUGGUCUUAAAUACAUGUACCAAAUGGCGUCCUUCAACUGUACAGGUCGUGUCUUUGAAUCCCAGUCAUGACCCUUGUCCUUGAAGUCCCCCCUCCGAGCAGGACAGGCAUUGUAAUAUAACUGAAAUAUUGAGGCGACCUUUCUCUUUUUGUAUACUGAGUGCGAAAAUUGAUUCAUUCUUGCUCAAACAUCACAAAGAGUGAAAGACAUGCAUCUUGAUUUAAAUAUACUGAUGGAAAGAAAUAAGGGAACGUACAAGUUUCGCAAUAAAAUGGAUAUCUGCGUUAACUCAGGAUUCAUACCAAAUUUCAUUCACGUUUCCAUAUUUUAGCUCUCUAUUUCAUGUAACACCACCAUCAUACAAUUUACAUAUGAAAACAAUGUAUGCUUCAAGGCAUGUCGCCAAUUUGAAGCAGUCAAUCGUUUAAAGGUGCAUGACUACAGUUACUGGCCAUAAAUAGUUUAUAUACAAGUUUGUUUCCAUGAGUUUCAAAAAUACUUUCACGAAGUAUCAAAAUAAAUCUACACAAAGUAAUUUGUUUCGUUGGAUAUUGCACAAAAACACUGCACGCUCAAUAUCUAUUUGCAAGACCUUUUCUAAAGUAGUACCUGAAGGCUUAGAAAAGCAAGCCAAUGAAAUCCUGAUGCAUAGUGUGAUCAAACAAGCACAAUUUGGGGACCUUUCUCCCCAAGUAUUUAUCGAAUUUACCAGUGACAAAUCCGGGUUAGGAUGGGUCUUCAACAACCAGUGCUAGCCGUAAGAGGCGACUAACGGAAUCGGGUGGCCAGGCUCGCUGACUUGGUUGACACAUGUCAUCGUAUCCCAAUUUCGUGGAUCGAUGCUCAUAAUGUUAAUCACUGGAUUGUCUGGUCUGCCUAGAUUAGUUACAGACUGCUGUCAUGUAGCUGGAACAUUGCUGCGUUAAACAAAAUAUCAUGAGAAAGUUGGUUCCCUUUGUAGCCGUUCUCUUUUUUCUCGCUGUCAGUAUAUCUCUGAAUUAGGAAGUCAUUUGACUUCCUGUCACGUCACAACAGUUUCUUGUAUGUCAGUACAUAAUGUCCAUGUUGUUUCCCCUUUUAUUUUGAAACAAAUUAUUUCAGCUCACAAUAAUUUUGUCAUUUCGUUUUUACCUUUGAUACAUAAAAACUUCAUAUAUCUUAAUGGAAUCUAUAUUUGUCAUUGUAAAUACUUCAUGUAACUGUGAUAAUAAUAAAUUUAGUUUCAUUAUACAUUGAU
Molecule: messenger RNA, 9647 nt
Organism: Haliotis rubra (blacklip abalone)
Lineage: Eukaryota; Metazoa; Mollusca; Gastropoda; Lepetellida; Haliotidae
Product: neprilysin-like
Exons: 22
Coding region: 155-2407 (750 amino acids)
Biological process (GO): protein processing
Cellular component (GO): plasma membrane
Molecular function (GO): metalloendopeptidase activity
Source: RefSeq, a predicted model, not a curated record